Messenger RNA from Stegastes partitus (bicolor damselfish), 4313 nucleotides. It is a transcript of the gene tyro3, whose product is annotated as TYRO3 protein tyrosine kinase. The record is from RefSeq and is a predicted model, not a curated record. Gene Ontology annotation, molecular function: transmembrane receptor protein tyrosine kinase activity; protein binding; ATP binding. Bases 1 to 2658 code for a protein of 885 amino acids. Lineage: Eukaryota; Metazoa; Chordata; Actinopteri; Pomacentridae. The transcript is spliced from 19 exons. Gene Ontology annotation, cellular component: plasma membrane; signaling receptor complex. Gene Ontology annotation, biological process: nervous system development; phagocytosis; cell surface receptor protein tyrosine kinase signaling pathway.
AUGAAGCCGCUCCUGUGGAUUGUUGUGUUUUUGCUGCGGAGUCCGGCGGGGAGCUGCGGGAACGGUGUGGUGUUCACGAAGCACCCGUCCAAUCAGACGGUGUCUCAGGGGAACGAGGUGAGGCUGGGCUGUGCUGUGGAGGGCGUCACGGAGCCCGAGAUUACGUGGAUGAAGGACGGGGAGAAGCUCUACAGCACCGACCAGGUGUUCCUCACUCUGGGAGAACAGCACUGGGAGACCUCGCACAGUGUGAAGUCGGUGCAGCAGCAGGAUGCGGGUCAGUACUGGUGUGAGGUGGAGUUCCAUGGCCUGACGUUCUCCUCUGAGCGGGCCUGGAUCACAGUGGAAGGUGUUCCUCACUUUGUGCAGGAACCUCAGGACGUGGCGACGUUCCCCAAUGCUCCCUUCAACCUCACCUGUGCAGCUGUCGGCCCUCCGGAGCCCGUCGAGGUUCUGUGGUGGCUGGGAGGAGUCCAGGAGGGAGAACCUCAACCGUCGCCAUCCGUCCUCCACGUCUCAGGUGUGAACAUCAGCGUGAAGUUUUACUGCGAAGCGAAGAACGCCAGAGGAAUCUCUGUGUCCAGAACCGGGACGGUCCACAUCAAAGUGUUGCCAGCGGCUCCGGUUAGCCUGCAGGUCCUCAGGAUGGUGGACAACAACGUCACGCUGUCAUGGCAACCAGGGUUCACAGGCCACUCCGAGCUGACCACCUGCAUCGUCCAGGUGUCGAGGCGUUCAUCCCGAAGGUGGGAUCUUCCCCAGCAGGAGGUCCAGGUUCCUCCUCACCUCCACGUUCUGUCAGGUCUGAGGAGUCACUCCAACUACAGCAUAAGAGUUUCCUGUGUGAACGAAGUUGGGGCGUCGCCGUUCUCUCCGUGGCUGCAUUUCCUCACACUUGAGUCAGUUCCCUCGGCGGCCCCCAGGAACCUGACCUUCGACCUGUCGGAGCAGCAGCUGGCUCUGAACUGGGCGAAGCUGCAGGACGACGAGCUGCAGGGGAAGCUGUUGGCCUACAAGGUGCAGUGGACUCUGGGAGGAGAAGCUCAGGAGCCGCUGCUGUUUAAGGAGAACUCUGCUCAGCUCUCAGGAGGAGGACGCUUCUUCAACGCCUCCUUCCAGGUGUCGGCCUGCACCGCGGUGGGCUGUGGACCCUGGAGCCCCCCGGUUCUGGUGCUGCCCGCCUCAGUGCAGCUCCAGGCCCAGCGGAGCCACAUGUGGGUCGGGCUGCUGCUCGGCCUUCUGGUGGCCACCAUCGUCGGCCUGCUGCUGACCGUCGUUGCUCAGCGUCGAGGGAAAGAAACACAGUUCGGUUCGGCCUUCAAGAGUCCGGGUCCUGAGAGUUCAGUUUCCUUCACUGCAGCUCGAUCCUUCAGCAGAAGUGCCGCUGAUCAGGAGAACACCUUGGACAGUUUGGGCAUCAACGAUGAGCUGAAGAACAAACUGCAGGACGUCCUGAUUCCAGAGAGGCUGCUGACGCUGGGACACAUGCUGGGCAAAGGUGAGUUUGGGUCGGUGCGUGAGGCUUUCCUGAAGAGCGAAGACUCGUCCGUCCAGAAGGUGGCGGUCAAAGUGCUGAAAUCUGACAUCACCUCAUCAGGAGACAUCGAACAGUGUCUGAAGGAGGCGGCCUACAUGAAGGACUUCCACCAUCCCAACGUCAUCCAGCUCAUCGGAGUGAGUCUGCACCGGCGUCCGAGCCAGCGGCUGCCGAUCCCGAUGGUGGUUCUGCCGUUCAUGAAGCACGGAGAUCUUCACACCUUUCUGCUGCUGUCCAGGCUGGGAGAUCAGCCAUUUGACCUGUCGCUGCAGACCCUGGUCCAGUUCAUGCUGGACAUCUCUCGGGGGAUGGAGUACCUGAGCAGCAGGAACAUCAUCCACAGAGACCUCGCCGCCCGAAACUGCAUGCUUAACGAGAACAUGACGGUGUGCGUUGCCGACUUCGGUUUGUCCAAGAAGAUCUACAGCGGAGACUAUUACCGCCAGGGUUCCGUCUCCAAGCUGCCCGUCAAGUGGAUUGCUCUGGAGAGUCUGGCUGACAACGUCUAUACAACGCAGAGUGACGUGUGGGCGUUUGGUGUGACGAUGUGGGAGAUCAUGACUCGAGGUCAGACUCCGUAUCCUGGAGUGGAAAACUCUGAGAUCUACGAGUUCCUGAUUAAAGGAGAGCGACUGAAGAAACCUGCAGACUGCAGAGACGACAUAUAUGAGAUCAUGCACAGCUGCUGGAGUCCGGUCCCGAAGUGUCGUCCCAGUUUCCAGCACCUGGUCGGCCAGCUGGAGGCGCUGUGGCUCAGUCUGUCGCCUGCCCCGCCCUCCAAGGAGCCUUUACUGUACGUUAACCUGGAGGGGGAUGAGGGGGAGUUGGGCCGGGGAGGCGGAGCGGUGGGACCCCGGGCUCCGGGGUCGGAGGAGGCGGCGGCUUCAAGCUGGAGCGUCCCCUGGCAGCGGCGGGAGGAGGACGAGGAGAAGGACUGGCUGAUGGUGGGGUCGGGGGCGGCGCUCGCCAUCGGGGGAGACUACAGGUACAUCAUCAGCCCAGGUGGACCCCCCGAGGAGGGGGAGGAGGGGGACGGUGCAGGGGGGAGGAGGAGGGAGUCGAUGGACAUGUUACAGGACGAGGUCAGGGACGACGAGGAUGACGUCGUCAUCAACGUCUGAUCAAUCACAGCGCUCCUCCUGCUCCCCUCACCUCAUUGGACCAGAGUUCAGCCAGCUGAUCACAAAGACGCUCAGUUACGUGGCGGCGCAGCAGCAGGCGAGUGGAGACAAACCGCCGGAACAGACCGACUCCAUCACACAAUCAGGACCAGUUGUCCCAGUUACCGAGCUGCACUGGUCCCACCUGCUGCCUCCUCACUGCCAUCAGCCGAUCGAUUGAUCAGCUGAUCGACCAGCAACUGUCUUGGUAUCUGAUUAUUAAUUUUUCCAGGAAAAAACUCCGAUAUUUUCUGGUUUUAGACGCCAGAAUUUUAAUAUUUUUAAUGUGAUGAAGUAAACUGAAGACUGUUUGUUGCCUCUAACCUCAUUUCAACAGCGACCAAUCACGACAGUAACCUGCAGAUUAAUCAAUACUGGAUUUAUCUCCUGGAGUGAAGCAGUUUGAAGACGUCACUCUGGGUCUUUUGUACAGUUCACGGAAAAUGAUUGAUUAUUCAUGAAAUUGAUCAGCAGAUUGAAGCUUUGUGAUUUGAUACCACCAGGGGGCGUCGUCAUGACGCUGAAACACAGGGUUUUAAUUUCAUUUUUACACUUUCCUGUUUUUGCAUCAACAAAUUAGUUAAAAACAAAGCUGCAAAUUUUUAAUUUUUAAGUUUUGGAUUUCUGAUCGAUCGAUUAAUCGCCCCGGUGACGUCUCCAACCAAGAAAAGCAACAAACUCUCGAUAAGUUUGAAACUUUUUUACUGUUUUCAUUUUUAAUUUGAUUCUUCAAAUGGUUUCCGUUUAGUUUUCUGUUAAUCGGUUGAUCGACUGGUUGUUGCGACCUCGUUGUCAUAUUUACUGUAAAACUUCUGUGUUCUCGGGGUUUGUUUGGUCAUGUGAUUCAAAUGCACAACACCCAUUGGCUGCUUGAAGUUGCUCCGCCCUCUGUUACCUGUGGCCCACGUUUGGGCCGCGAACCUCCAGUUUUGAACCACUGUGACUCUGAGUGUUGUGUGUCUGCUUGACCAGGUGUUUAGUUUCUCACAGGAACAGGUGACGCUCGUGUCUGGGCUGGAAUGGUGACUCACCUGGUCGACAGGUGAACGGCAGCCGGACGCUGCUUACUCAACCUGCUGUAAUAAACUGGUAAUAAAGGUGACUUUGUGGAUUUUUUCUCUGAAAUUGCUCCCUCCUGACUCACCUGUCAGUCGCCGUCGGAACAGGGAGGCCGUUUUUAAAGCAGGACCGUCAGUGGAAGAUGAAAUCCUGACUGUUGGUUCUUAGUUUCUUUCGAUGAAGCUGUUUUUGUUUUGCUGUUUGGGACAUUUUACAGCCAGUUUCUGUUCUGACACUGGAAGACGUGGAGUCUGUCGGAGCUGCACAGUGAACGUUCAGCGUCCACAUACUUUUGGUCACUUGUAUAUUUAAGAACGGUUUUGUGUUUCGCUCUGUGGAAAUGUUUGGGGCUGUUUGGUGUGAAUUCAGGACGAACACAUGAAGCUGUGAGCACUGAAGCAGCAGCUCUGACGGUUUAACUGUGAAUUUGUAGAUUUGAUGUUCGUUAACGCUGUAGCGGUCGACCUGCAACUAAUUUUCACUGGUUAUUUUCCGGAUCGAUCGAUCAGCUGUUUGGUCUCUAAAGUGUCAUAAAAUUAAUAAAAAUGUCGAUCAGA